Molecule: messenger RNA, 2064 nt
Organism: Ziziphus jujuba (common jujube)
Lineage: Eukaryota; Viridiplantae; Streptophyta; Magnoliopsida; Rosales; Rhamnaceae
Product: cytochrome P450 714C2
Exons: 5
Coding region: 58-1617 (519 amino acids)
Molecular function (GO): oxidoreductase activity, acting on paired donors, with incorporation or reduction of molecular oxygen; monooxygenase activity; iron ion binding
Source: RefSeq, a predicted model, not a curated record
AAGAUGAUUCCGUAUAGAGAAAAAUAGAGAAAGAGACAGAGGAGAGGAGAGGUAGAAAUGGUUGUUGAAUUUGAGUUGAUAAAGAUGUUAGCGUCGUCCAUUGCAGUGGUCGGACUGAUAGGAAUUGUGGUGCGUCUAUACAAUGUUUCGGUGAUUAGACCAAGAAGACUCCGAUCCUUGUUAGCCAAGCAGGGCAUCAGCGGACCACCAUCCACUCUUCUUCUGGGAAAUAUUAUGGAGAUCAAGAAAUCUCGAGCUCGAAUCAUCUCCGGCCUCGCUCCUGCCGGCGAAUCCCCUGCGGACCACAACUGCUCCGGUGUUCUCUUUCACUUUAUUGAGCAAUGGAGCAACAAAUACGGUGAUAUAUUUGCUUUUGCUCUCGGUAACACCCAAGUAUUAUGCGUGAACCAACCUGAGAUGGUGAGGGAGAUAACAACUUGUACAUCUUUGGACUUGGGAAAACCUUUAUACCAAUUCAAGGACCGUGGUCCUUUACUUGGUCAGGGAAUUCUAACUUCAAAUGGCACUUUCUGGGCCCAUCAGAGAAAAAUUCUUGCUCCUGAGCUCUACAUGGACAAGGUUAAGGGAAUGAUGAGCUUAAUAACAGAGUCUGCAAUCAAUUUGGUCAAUUCUUGGAAGAGUAUAAUUGAGAAAGGAGGAGGAACCGCAGACAUUAAGAUAGAUAACCAUAUGAGAAGCUUCUCUGGAGAUGUUAUCUCAAGGGCAUGUUUUGGAAGCAAUUUUUCCAAAGGGGAAGAGAUUUUCCACAAACUAAGAUCUCUACAGGAGCUUAUGUCCAAGAAAGGCUUCUCCGUUGGCAUUCCAGGCAUCAGAUAUCUUCCUACAAAGAGCAAUAGAGAAGCCUGGGCUUUAGAAAAAGAGGUGGCCAAUUUGAUAUUGGAAGUGGUGAAGGAGAAACAGGAAGCUGGAUACAAGAAAGACCUCCUCCAAAUGGUUCUUGAGGGUACUAAAAAUAGUGACCUUGACCAAGAAGCAACUGACCGCAUCGUAGUUGACAACUGCAAGAACGUAUACUUGGCUGGCUAUGAAACCACAGCAGUUGCAGCCACAUGGUGCCUCAUGUUGUUGGCUGCAAACCAAAAUUGGCAAGAUCGUGUCCGAGCAGAAGUCCUCCAAGUUUGCAAAGGUUGCAGUACUCCUGAUUAUGAUAUGCUCAAUAAGAUGAAACAGCUAACAAUGGUGAUUCAUGAAUCAUUGCGCCUUUAUCCCCCGGUGACUGUGAUAUCAAGGGAGGUUUUCAAGGACAUGAAGUUCGGAGACAUCGAUGUUCCAAAGGGUGUCAUUGUCUGGACCAUGAUGGUGGCAUUGCACACUGAUCCAAAGGUAUGGGGACCCGACAGCUACAAGUUCAACCCGGAUAGAUUUGCAAAUGGGAUAGCUGGAGCUUGCAAGCUUCCAUAUUUAUACAUGCCAUUUGGGGUUGGACCUCGGGUGUGUCUUGGACAGAACUUGGCCAUGGUUGAGCUCAAGUUACUUUUGGCUCUAAUCGUUUCCAAUUUCUCCUUCUCACUCUCCCCCAAGUAUAUCCAUGCGCCGGUUUUUCGAUUGGUAGUAGAACCAGAACAUGGACUUGAUCUUUUGAUAAGGAAGUUGUGAUUGAACAGAAAGAGAGGUUGCGUAAAUAUAAAAGACAAAUAGAGGUAUCAAACAUGUUGCUUGGAAUAAAAGACAGCAGACUUUUUUUUUUUUUUUUUUUUAUGUCAGAAGAGUAGAGACUGUUUACUCAGUAGGUUCGUCAUUCAACAAAAAUAAAUAAAUAAAUAAAUAAAUAGUGAAUAGGUUGCUCAAGCCAAAAAAAAAUAUAUAUAUAUAUAUAUAUAUAUAUAUGUUCGACGGUUUUCAAUUUCAUAUGAUCAGAUGGAUCAUUGACCCACUGGGUCUAUGCUUACCAAUGUUAUGUUAUACAUAUCUUUAUCUAAUUCUAGCACGUACAAGUUUAAAUGAGGUGAGGUGCAAGAUGUCCCGAUGAAGGAUUUAUUAUUUUAAAUAGGUUGUUUUUUAUUGAAAAAUAAAUAAUUUUAAAUUUUAUUAUCAGUUUAUGAA